GCGCUUUCAUCGAAGGCAAACCAAGAUAAGAAGAAGAGUUUGGUUGUUACUCCUUUUUCAUCUACCAUGGAGUCCCUGUCUUCAAUUCUAGAUGGAGACCAAGACGUCCAUAUUUUAGAAGUGGAAGACAAACUGGUACACAAGGGGCAACGUCGCAAAAGGGAGUUCAUACCUGAGGAAAGUAAGGACGACCUCUACUGGGAGAAACGAAAGAAGAACAACGAGGCAGCCAAACGGUCCCGGGAGAAGAGAAGGAUGAAUGGCUAUGUGCUGGAGUCUCAUCUCAUGGCCAUGAAAGAAGAAAACACCAGGCUUAGCGCUGAAUUAAUGGCCAUCAAGCUGCGCUUUGGCCUGGUCCCCCCUGCGGCCUACACUGCUCACCAGAGUAACCAGCUGCAGCGCCAUGUGCACAGAAGCACCCAGCCUAUCACUGCCACACAACACCCGUCCCUGCAGAGGGACUACUACUGGGGGGGCAGAGACUCUUAUGUUAUGCCAAGACACCAACCGCCACACCCUGUCUUCAUCCCUGCAUAUGCCCUCCAUGCCAUGAGAGGCUAUUCAUAUUUGAACACAUCUGGAACUACCGCCUCUGACCUACUCUCUCCCCUUGUCCUCCCUCAAAAUCUCCUGCCCACCCAUUCAUCCCGUCCAGGAGCUCCUCUACUGAAGCCCAUUCCUACGAGAGUGGCUUCAGAUGAAGAGGAGGAGCAGCAGGUCCCAGGCGUGUUUUCCCUGUCCUGCCCUGCUCCACCUCGCAAACUCACCUCCAGAGGAAGCAGAAACUACUCUCCACCAUGACAAUACAUGUCUGACUGACUGUCCAAUACUAGAGUCCGAUAUCGAUACCUGUAUCGGAAAUGCCUCCGAUACAGCUUAAAAUACUGGAUCGGGUAUCGGCGAGUAUGAGAAUCUAUGCAACGAUCCUAUAUCAUGUUAUCUUAUCAUUUGUCAGCUCAGUUACGCAACACAGAAACAAUAACAACACGUGUCACUCGCUACCCGAUCCGUACUCCUGCCUGAUCCGCACUCUGCAUUUACAAUUCUCAAAAGAGAAGAGAAAUAAGCAAGAUGGCUGUCGAAGCAGAUAACAACAUAAGUACUACGGCGUUCAUUUUCUGUAUGUAUUUGGUAAUGUUUUACAAAGGGCUUAACCU
Molecule: messenger RNA, 1157 nt
Organism: Cottoperca gobio
Lineage: Eukaryota; Metazoa; Chordata; Actinopteri; Perciformes; Bovichtidae
Gene: nfil3-4
Product: nuclear factor, interleukin 3 regulated, member 4
Exons: 2
Coding region: 67-801 (244 amino acids)
Biological process (GO): circadian rhythm; regulation of DNA-templated transcription
Cellular component (GO): nucleus
Molecular function (GO): DNA binding; DNA-binding transcription factor activity
Source: RefSeq, a predicted model, not a curated record